Messenger RNA from Xiphophorus couchianus (Monterrey platyfish), 1427 nucleotides. RefSeq lists its product as uncharacterized. Lineage: Eukaryota; Metazoa; Chordata; Actinopteri; Cyprinodontiformes; Poeciliidae. The record is from RefSeq and is a predicted model, not a curated record. The coding region runs from base 304 to 1125 and encodes 273 amino acids. The transcript has 2 exons.
UUUGUUUCUGUUGAAUCGUCUUUUCUUCAGUGUGUUACAGGUCCCUAAUGCUUUUAAAUGGUAAGUACAUUAUUUAAAAAAUUAACUAUAGGUAAGUGUGAAAAAGGUAUGUAUUGUAUGUGUUCUGGUUCAAGUUCAUAUUGGUGGUUUCUGAAAGUACCGUUUGAAGCAGCAUCAUUAUGCUUUUCUGUGGUGCUUUUUUGAGGUGUCUUGUUUAGCCAUGUUCAGAGCAAUAAAACAUUUUUCUUUUGCAGGUACCUCUCUGUCAUUGGAUUUGUCAUCAACAUUAACACGUUACUGCUGAUGAUUCCUGAACUGCUCCAAGUGCAGCGGUAUGUCCUCACAUACAGGUUCAGCCAAGAUCACUUGGAGCUCCUGUUUAAUUCCAUCAGAGCGUCAGGUGGCUGGAAUAACAACCCAUCAGCAUGCCAGUUCCAGGCCAUCUUCCGCCGGCUGAUGGUUCGGUGUGGGGUUACACCCAGUGAGACUGGCAAUGUGGCAGCACAAGACAACACCGUGUCCCUGUCUGCUGUUGAAAUGUCCUCUCCUGAAUCUAAUGAAGAGCAUCCCUGUCCUUUUGCUAGGAUUUCAGCCAUUCUGGACGACCACAGCUAUCUUCCGACCAAGUUUGGUGGUCUGGUAGAAAAUGCCUUGGUUUACAUAUCUGGAUUUGUUGUGAGGCAGAUUCUGCGUAAACUAACCUGUGACCCAUGUCGAGUCAGUUUGAUUCAAGAUGCCACACCGUCUUCAUUUGAUGAGAAUUACCAUCUUCUGACUUUGAAAAAUAAUGGCGGGUUAGUGAUUCCCUCACAAGGCGUAGUGAAGGUGGUGAGAGCUGCAGAGAGGGUGAUUCGUGGUGCUUCACCAAACCAUCCUCCUAAGCUGUCCGCCGUCACAUACAUAGUCCGUGAAGACAUUGGAACAGAAGAUGUUUUCCAGCUUGGGGAACACACUCAGGAGACACAAUUUGGCAUUGACAAUCACCAUUCUGACUUGCUGUCAUUGGUUGUGUCUGUGUUUCUGAAGAUAAGGAUGCACCACAUUGCAAAAGUCACAUGUCUUGGUUUGCAGAAAGGCAACACCAGAAAAAAGCUCUGCAAAACUGUCCUAUUUCAAGGCUAUUAGAUUGUGUAAAAAUGUAAUGAAUAUGUAAAUACUGUCACAACAGAUAAGUAUGCAUGUGUGUAUGUGUGUAUAUAUGAGAUUAUCGGAAUAUAUACAUAAUGUGUGUGAAUAAAUUGCAUCUUUGGUUGUAUCUUGCAAAACAUGUCAUACUUUAAAACAUUGUAUUCCACCAAAAUUAUUUAAAUAUGCUAAACUAUACGUUCCUAUACAUGCAAUUUUAAUAGCUGUAUGCCUAAAAUUUAAUUAUGUGACAAUGUGAUUACUGUUCAGCGUGUUAUGAUCUAUUAAAUGCGCUGAUCCUU